Aureobasidium musti is the source of this 396-nucleotide messenger RNA. The record is from the annotation of a GenBank genome assembly. NCBI's taxonomy places the organism in Eukaryota, Fungi, Ascomycota, Dothideomycetes, Dothideales, Saccotheciaceae.
GCCAGAACCUCGACCAGACCCGCUGCUCUUUCGCACCACCUUCUCAAGCCCGCUUUCUUCAAGCCCGCCGCAACCAGAUCUUUCACCGCUUCAAUGGCUUCCUCCGGUGUUCACAACCUCCAGGCCAAGGCCGACUUCGACUCCGCUCGCGCUGAGACCGGCACCCUGAUGGUCGUCGACUUCUUCGCCACCUGGUGCGGUCCCUGCAAGGCCAUCGCCCCUCAGGUCGUCAACGCCCGCUUCUACAAGAUCGACGUCGACGAGGUCCCCGAGGUCGCCCAGGAGCUCAGCAUCCGCGCCAUGCCCACUUUCGUCCUCUUCAAGGACGGCCAGGAGGUUGCUACCGUUGUUGGUGCCAACCCUACUGCCCUCGAGGCCGCUAUCAAGCAGCACGUG